This is a messenger RNA of Rodentolepis nana, 1554 nucleotides long. The record is from the annotation of a GenBank genome assembly. Lineage: Eukaryota; Metazoa; Platyhelminthes; Cestoda; Cyclophyllidea; Hymenolepididae.
AUGGCUCGACAAUCCUGGGAGCCGGAAGUUUCUACUUCUGACAAUGGAGAAGAAAAAGGUGUUGUUAAAAUGAAGAAAGAGCUCGGUGUUUUGCAAGCAGUCAGCAUAAUUUUUGGUGUAAUUGUCGGCUCUGGAAUCUUCGUAUCCCCAGUCGGUGUACUGAAAUAUUCCAAUUCUGUUGGCCUUUCCCUGAUCAUGUGGGUAGUGCCUGGCGUUUUUAGCAUGCUUGGGGCUCUGGUUUAUGCUGAACUUGGUGUACGAAUUCAAAAAUCUGGUGGAGAAUAUGCCUAUAUUCUUGAAGCUUUCGGUGGUCUUCCGGCAUUUAUUGUAAUGUGGAUUACAUUUGUCAUUAUUGGUGGUGUUAGCUGUGCUGCAAACUCACUUGUUUUCGCCCAAUAUAUCUUACAACCGAUUUAUCCAGAUUGCGAAAUUCCUAGCCACAUUGUAACCAUGGUUGCCAUUUGUGGUCUUAUGCUUAUUUGUGCUAUCAACUGUUAUAAAGUAAAAUGGGCUGCCAGGGUUGCGGUCAUUUUUUCAUUCGGAAAAAUCCUCGCUCUCCUUCUGAUCAUUGGAUUUGGUUUAUACUUUCUUGCCACUGGGCAUGUGGAAAAUUUUCACAACGCUUUCGAGGAUUCAAGAUAUUCACCAGGUGAAUUAGCUCUUUCAUUCUACCAGGGCUUUUGGGCAUUUUCUGGUUGGAAUUACCUCAACUUCUUAACAGAAGAAAUGAAAAAUCCCGGAAAAAAUUUGCCACUUUCCAUUGGAAUCGGUCUCUCCCUCGUCACUGGACUCUAUAUGCUUACAAAUAUCGCAUAUUUGGCUGUUCUUAGUCCAUAUGAGAUGCUAGCUUCUGGUUCAGGAUCGUCUGCUGUAGCUGUCAUCUUUGCUCAGCGUGCAAUGCCCUGGAUUGCCAUGCUUAUGCCAAUUUUCGUCGGGGCUUCAGUCUUUGGUAGCAUUAAUGGUGAAGCUAUGUCAAUGUCCCGACUAACUUAUACCGGUGCCAGAGAAGGACACAUGCCUUCCAUCCUCGCAAUGAUUCAUCACACAAAUUUCACACCCAUUCCCGCCAUUCUUGUUCUGGUAGGCUACCCACUAUUGCUACUCUUCCUCGCAAUCGGCUUCCAAUUCUACAGUGACAUCUUUGCUCUAAUUGAAUUAGCUGGUUUCGCUUUCUCGUUCAUUGCCGGUUUAGCUGUAGCAUCUCUUAUCUAUAUGCGUUACCGCGAUCCGCAUUUGAAGACUUCCUUCCAGGUUUUGCAUUUUGAAUUCGCUUACUUUCUAUCUACCUUUCGGAGACUGAUUAUGCCUCUCGUCUUCCCGAUUGUCUUCCUAAUUUGCGACAUCUUUAUUCUUGCUCUCACUGUCUACCAACAGCCAAAGGAGUCCCUUUCUAACGUUAUUCUAAUGCUCUCUGCUAUUCCAAUCUACUGGCUUGGUGUCUCCUGGAAGAAUAAGCCCAAGAGUCUGCAGAAUUCCAUAUAUAAGACAACAGUAUGCCUUCAAAAAGCGUUUGCUGUAGUUUUGGUGGAAGACGAAUCUCAACUGGAUGGAUAA